This is a messenger RNA of Amphiprion ocellaris (clown anemonefish), 2187 nucleotides long. RefSeq names its product Na(+)/H(+) exchange regulatory cofactor NHE-RF3-like. Gene Ontology annotation, biological process: protein localization to plasma membrane. Bases 175 to 1416 code for a protein of 413 amino acids. Gene Ontology annotation, molecular function: signaling receptor binding; protein-membrane adaptor activity. Gene Ontology annotation, cellular component: apical plasma membrane. Lineage: Eukaryota; Metazoa; Chordata; Actinopteri; Pomacentridae. The record is from RefSeq and is a predicted model, not a curated record. The transcript is spliced from 12 exons.
AUGCAGACACACACUCUGGACUCCAUGAGGUCCUCCACGGGCACCAGAUCUCAAUCCAAUGGAGCACCUUUGGGAUGUGGUGGAAGAGGAGAUUCACAUCAUGAAUGUGUAGCCAACAAAUCUGGAGCAACUGCAUGAUUCUAUCAUGUCAAUAUGGACCAAAAUCUCUGAGGAAUGUGUCCAAUACCUUGUAAAGUGGCCAGCUGCCAGGAUGCAGGGGAAUUUCCACGUUUCACCUUCAAUCCAAAGGAAGGAAUUGAUAAUCCAGCACUGGUUAUCACUGAUGAUCCUGAGCCCAGUCCUGGCUUAAUGCCCACACUGUGCCAGCUUAAGCGUCUGGAGGGACAGAGCUUUGGCUUCUACCUGCGAACAGACCAGAACAGUCAGGUGUUUGAGAUCAGAGAUGUGGAGCAAUGGAGUCCUGCAGAGCACAGUGGCCUCAGGGAUGGAGACCGAGUGCUGGAGGUGAAUGAGGAAUAUGUGGACACCAUGGACUUCUACAGGGUUGUGAGGAAGAUCCAGUUGUCUGGACUACAUCUGUUUCUCCUGGUGCUGAGGAGAGAGGCGUAUGAAAGGGCAGUGUCUAUGGGAGUGGACCUACAAAUGCUAGUCAAAGCCUCCAAAGGGGACCACUGGUCAAGGCCCAGAAUGUGUCACAUCUGCAGACACCCAGACAGCGGGCUGGGAAUGACCAUUAUGUCAGGGAAUGGUCAGAGGGGCCAGUACAGGGUGAGCACAGUGGCUGAUGGUCCAGCAGAAAAAGCUGGUGUCUGCACUGGAGAUAAGUUGAUCUGGAUCAAUGGAGCCAUGGUGUCAAUGCUCACACGUGCCACUCUCAACAAAACUAUGAAGAAGAGCUCAGUGACAGUACUGGUCAUUGACAGUGACAGUGAGUUCUGCUAUGCCAGGAGGAAGAUGCCCAUCUUACCUGUGAUGGCAGAAAACUGUAGCCUGCCCAAUACUGCCAAGACCAUGCAUCUGGUGAAAGGAUGCCAUGGAUAUGGCUUCCUGCUGAGGCAAGAGAAGGUUACAGGCACACGACGGAUAGUUCAUGUGCUGAGGGAGGUGGAUGUGGGGAGUCCAGCUGAGGAAGCAGGGAUGGAGGACGGAGACCUGCUACUAGCUGUAAAUGGGGAACUUGUUGAGUCCAUGGAGCAUGAAGACAUUGUCAAAAAGAUUAGAGAGAGUGGUGAUAAUGUCAUCCUCACUACUAUAUCUAUGCCAGGAAGAGACUUUUACAGAGAGUUAGGCAUUCCUCCUUUGUUGUUUCAUGAAGCAUAUUCUCUCCGCUGCACUGACAACCAGAGGGAAACUCCCCUGAGAAAAACCACAGUGUGCCAGGAUAGAGAGGAGGCAGAGCACUCAGGAACUUUAUCCACACAGCUGUCACAGAGAAUACAUGAUGCUUUCUUGUAAUGGAAAUGAACGGAACACAGAUGACCAAAGCCAUGAACAGACAUGGGAGGAUGAAGCCCUCAGGUGUAAAGACAGUAAUGAUUUUGCAGCAGACAGAUGAGGCUGAAGCUUCAGGUUAUUUGUCUCAUAAGAAUAUUUUCUUUAGUAAGUCACCAGAAACAUCACUGUGUAACUGUCUUCCCCUUCCAGGCAUGGUUUGGUCCUGAAUAGUCCUUCACAUCUAUAAUGAGAUCACAUGGGCUGCUUAUUUAACAUUGUGAUUGCAAACAACACCUUUUGCUUAGUUUACUAUUUUUCCCCCAUUUUUCGCAUUAACAGUGACUGUUUUGUGUGGAAAUUAUUGGUUGUGUAAUCCUUGUAUAGUGUAUGAUUUAGGCUGAGGAGGGUCUUUCAAAGAUUAAACUGCAUAUAUAGAAGCCUAACAUCCACAUUCACAUGCUUUUUGAAACACUGAUUUUCAUGGAACAUACACUGUCUGGCUGUAUUCAUUCACAUUAAAUAUUUGUGACAAUGAUAUAUGCAAGUGUAUGUGUGUAAAUGUACUAUUAACAGUGUUUCCUGCAUUUAUGAGUAAAGCAAAAAGGUAGUUCUGCUUUCCACUUUUCCAAUUUCUGAAGUAUAACAACAAAAAAGAAAUGCUGUUGAUGCACUAACCCUUACAGUGACCUCAGAUUCAGAUUCUGACACAGACCUGACACAGACAAUGCAUGUCUCUCUUUAAUGUUCUAUUGUAGCCCUUUUAAAAAUAAAUAUUAAGUGUAGAUAAACACA